Messenger RNA from Candida tropicalis MYA-3404, 516 nucleotides. RefSeq names its product Tom20p (gene TOM20). Gene Ontology annotation, cellular component: mitochondrial outer membrane translocase complex; mitochondrial outer membrane. NCBI's taxonomy places the organism in Eukaryota, Fungi, Ascomycota, Pichiomycetes, Serinales, Debaryomycetaceae. The transcript has a single exon. The record is from RefSeq and is a predicted model, not a curated record. Gene Ontology annotation, molecular function: transmembrane protein transporter activity. Gene Ontology annotation, biological process: protein import into mitochondrial matrix; tRNA import into mitochondrion; protein targeting. Bases 1 to 516 code for a protein of 171 amino acids.
AUGAACAAGGCAUUAACUAUAACUGCUGUUGCAGCUGCUGCUAUUACAGGAUACGCAGUAUACUUUGAUUAUCAACGUAGACAUUCUCCAGAAUUUAGAAAAUCAUUAAAGAAAAGAGAUAUUAAGCAAAAGAAAUUGAAAGCUAAACAAGAAGCUGAAUCUAAACAAAAUAAAUUGGAAUCUGUUAAAAAGGCAUUAUUGGAAGAUUUAGAAAAGAACCCAAUUCCAACUGAUUUGACUGAAAGAGAAGCAUUUUUCAUGGAACAAGUUGCCCUUGGUGAACAAAAAGCAAAGACUGAUGCCACUGAAGCUGCUAUUUGUUUCUACAAAGCUUUGGCUGUUUAUCCAAAUCCUACUGAUAUCUUGGGUAUCUAUCAAAAGACUGUUCCAGAAGAUGUUUAUGAAUUGGUUGUUAUGAUGAUUGCUGUCUAUCCACCAGCUUCUGUUUCUAGUAUUUUAAGUAAAGGUGCUCCAACUGUCAAAGAUUUGAAACCAACUGAAGAAGAUUUGGAUUAA